GUUGUAAUUCUAUAGAAAGGACGGUAGAUGGUGCACUUAGGAAGUCGAUAUGGCAUGGAAAGGGUGUACAGCGUAACGGAGCGGAAUCUAUUUUUUUCUAGCAAAGUAAUGGUUCAAUUAAAAAGAUACAAGAAAGUUACAGUCAAAUAAAAAUAUAGGGAAAUGACCCAAAUAGGAGAACCGUUAACUCUAAAUCGAGACAUUAAACGAUGUGUGGAGCUCUUAGAAAAGCUUCAAAAAAAUGGUGAAGUACCAGCUACAAAAUUAGCAGCUCUGCAAAAAGUUCUACAAAGUGACUUUUUGAAUGCUGUACGUGAGGUGUAUGAGCAUGUCUAUGAAACAGUUGACAUCCAAGGCUCUCAAGAUGUAAGAGCUUCUGCAACAGCUAAGGCCACUGUGGCUGCUUUUGCUGCCAGUGAAGGACAUGCACAUCCAAGAGUAGUCGAAUUACCUAAAACUGAAGAAGGGUUGGGUUUCAAUGUAAUGGGUGGAAAAGAACAAAAUUCUCCGAUUUAUAUUUCAAGAAUUAUACCAGGUGGUGUUGCAGAUAGACAUGGAGGUUUAAAAAGGGGUGAUCAACUUCUCAGUGUUAAUGGAGUUUCAGUUGAAGGAGAAAAUCAUGAAAAGGCAGUGGAACUUCUUAAGCAAGCCCAUGGUUCUGUAAAAUUAGUUGUAAGAUACACUCCUAAGGUACUUGAAGAAAUGGAAAUGCGUUUUGAUAAACAAAGAGCUCGUAGACGCCAGCAAUACAAUUAAUUAUACUGCUAAAAAUUUUUGUGCAAUAUUCCAUAUGCAAUGUGUCCUAUACAGGUGCAUGUAGAAUUCAAUAGCUUACUAAUAAUUUAUCUAAUAAGCUAUGUAUACAUAAAAGAAAUAAUUUUUUGGAACUGAACUA
Messenger RNA from Agrilus planipennis (emerald ash borer), 895 nucleotides. RefSeq names its product protein lin-7 homolog C (gene veli). NCBI's taxonomy places the organism in Eukaryota, Metazoa, Arthropoda, Insecta, Coleoptera, Buprestidae. Gene Ontology annotation, biological process: maintenance of epithelial cell apical/basal polarity; protein localization to basolateral plasma membrane; neurotransmitter secretion. The transcript has 3 exons. Bases 163 to 756 code for a protein of 197 amino acids. Gene Ontology annotation, molecular function: protein binding. Gene Ontology annotation, cellular component: basolateral plasma membrane; synapse; cell-cell junction. The record is from RefSeq and is a predicted model, not a curated record.